Messenger RNA from Platichthys flesus (European flounder), 4014 nucleotides. RefSeq names its product gsg1-like 2b (gene gsg1l2b). Lineage: Eukaryota; Metazoa; Chordata; Actinopteri; Pleuronectiformes; Pleuronectidae. Bases 150 to 1064 code for a protein of 304 amino acids. The record is from RefSeq and is a predicted model, not a curated record. The transcript is spliced from 5 exons. Gene Ontology annotation, cellular component: plasma membrane.
AGGGGCCAGUACGCGCCGCGAUAAUUAGCCGCGGAUGCAUUAACGGGAAUAACCGGAUCAUGAGGAUUUGAGAAGGACACGUCUCCACAAUCGUAAAAACGAGGGGAUUAAGUCAGGAGUCCUCUCUCGUCCCGGGGCCGGUCGCCGUCAUGGGGAUAGACAGGCGGCGGAGAGCAUCUAUGGCUCUCACCUUGAACUUCCUCGCCUUGUUCCUGGCCGUGUCCGCGCUCACCACCAGCUACUGGUGCGAGGGGACGCGUAAAGUCGUGAAGCCGUUCUGCACCGGCCCGGUCACCACCAAGCAGUCGUUCUGCAUCAGGUUCAACAGCUCCAACAUCAACGACACGCGGCUGGUUCAGUACAUCUGGGAGACCGGGGAGGACAAGUACGUGAUGAGGAAGUUUCACACCGGCAUCUGGUUCUCCUGCGAGCAGAACAUCAACAUGACCAGUGAAAACUGCAGAAGUUUCCUUAAUGUUGCACCUUCGAAUGAAAGAGGAGUGCUGUGGCUGUGCAUUGUUGCAGAGUGCCUGUACAUCCUCCUGCUGGCCACCGGAGGCAUCCUCAUGUCCCUUGAGGUGUGUCAUUUCGGCAAUGUCAUCGAUGGCCUCAAGCUCAACGCCUUCGCUGCCAUAUUCACCGUUCUCUCAGGUCUGUUGGGGAUGGUGGCACACAUGAUGUUCACCACUGCAUUCCAGCUGACUGUCAGUCUGGGCCCAGAGGACUGGAAACCUCAGACGUGGGACUACAGCUGGUCGUACAUUCUGGCAUGGAGUUCCUUCACAGCCUGCAUGGCAUCCUCGGUCACCACCAUCAACCGCUACACUAAAACCAUCCUGGAGUUCAAGCACAAGCGCAGAAACAUCGAGAAGAACCUGAAGAUCAAGCAGAAGCUGUUGGAGCUGGACUCUCCAGAGCAAGUGUGGGACAUGUAUAUCAGCUCUGUGCCGAGCACUGCCGAGGAGCUGCUGGACCUGUCGUCCAAUGGCCGCAAACUCUCCGACACCUCCAUCUUCCUGGACCUCAACGACCUGCCCAACCAACAGGGAGAGGAGUACUGCUAGAGGAGCAAGUCGAAGCAAUGUCAAGAAACUGUGUGUCAUUGUCACGUUCAAUCUGAUACAGAGAUAAUUACUGUAAACAGAGUGAGACCACAGGUCAAAGUUUAGUUUUUUGGCCAUUUGGUGACAAUGGUCUACAACAAGUGGAAUAUAUAAUACACACACUUAAUAUAGUAUGAUCUCGUAAAUUUAAUAGGCUCUAGAUAACUUGCUAGAUCCUGUUCAAAACAGAAUCAAUUUCAAAUAUUUAAACCGUUGAGUCUAUCUUUACAAGCUCUAUGUUAUUUUAAAAUAUAGUUUUUAAAACUUCAAUAAACAGAUUUAGGUCAUUGGAUUACACAUUAAAGGUUCAGUGUGUAGAAUUUAUCUAUCAAUUCAAAAUGUUUGACUAUUUAAACAUUCAGCAGACGUACAGCUACACCAGCAUUCAUUUGGAGUCAUGUUUCUGGCAACCUGGCAAAUGUAAGUCUAGAAUCCAAACUCAGUUUUGUCCACACUAACAUGUGAGCUAGUGGCUCGGUUUGUCCAGCUGCUGUCCAGCGCUGGGCAGGUAGUGUACAGUGGCUUUAUUGAGAAUUACUUCCUGCUCGAAACAAGAGGAUAGAAAAGCAGGGUUAGUCUGGACCAAAUCAACAAAGUUGUCGGCCACAAAACCUAAAUAAUAAGCUGAAAGACACUGGAAAGCUUUGCAGAGUUAAGAUGAGUCUCUUUGCGUUCAUCAUUACCGUCCAACCCCUCUGACAUUAGACAUCGUCAGUUGGUAUGAAAUAGUGAUGAGUGCAUUUUGGCUUUCUUGUCUAUACCUAAAGCCAUGUAACUUCUUUGAUCAGUCCGGGCUGUGGCUACCACUGGAUUUCGGGGAAGCAUACAUUUGAGCCACCUGCUACAUAAUGUGCAGUUAAAUUCGUAGUUGUUGAAAUAGUCAGAACAUGACAAUAGAAACAUUAUUCUAGGUUUAGAGUUGAAAAAUUGUUGAUAAUGAGUAUAUACGAUAAAUAAUAUACUGUAAGUAUAGUCAGUCACUAUAACCAGUAUAGUGUUAAGGCGGUGGCUCCAAAUCCUGAUAUUGACAACGCUGUCGUGGAUUAGCUUAUACUGGUGCUGUAUCACUACAGAAAUAAAGAUUAGACUUUAAGUAGGUUCACUAUUUGACUAUUCUUGCACAAACACUCUAGAAACCAAACUUUUGGGUUUUUUAAUCAAAUGACCCACAGUAGCUAUUUUACAACAGCUAUUAGCCAACUGGCUCCUUGCUAGCACACAGAUGCUAAAAUCUAUAACCUGCCACAGAUCAAAGUCAGUGUCCUGUUGUGAUAUUGUGAUAAUUACCUCAAAGAUGUUUUGGCCAAAUCAUGAUUUUUUUCUAUUGUAUUCUCUGUGGCCCGGUAUCUGCCAGAGGGUUGGCUACUAGCAAACUUUCUUUCCGAGCAUUAACUGUUUUCCAGCAGCCUUAAACUCGCUCCAUCAUUUGCAGUUACAGUUGAGUUAACUCCUCCGUGAACUCCGUCCCCGCUGUCACGAUGCAGAAAAGCUAAUGUCUCUAAAACUCCCUCGUCUUGUGCGAGCUCCGAAUGUGAUUGUUAACAGUCGUCUCUGCGAUGGUCUCAGUUGUUUACUGUGACAACAAAGUGUCAGAAUUGAUGUAGUGACGAUGUAUUGAUGCUAAAAUGCUACAUGUAGCACCUUUGAGAACCAGUUGCUGAAGGGUUCCUACUUAGCCGAACCACGUUAUAUGAGCCUCACAAUAGGUGUUGACUCACAAUAUACCUCUACACAAGUGAUACUGCUGUGAAGGGUCACUGCUUAAACCCUGUGAGUUAAAAGGAGAAGGGAGCUGAGGAUUGGACCAGCGAACUAACAGAGUGUGAAGAUGAAGCUCUGUGGUGAGGAAAUGGCCUGAUCCACUAUAGCACACUCUGGCUCUCAAGCCUCUUGGUUCACUGCCUGUUGGAUUGUGUCCAUUAAGGGGAAAAUGUACAAAUUUGUUAAAGCUGUGUGUGACUUGCUGUAAACACAUUGAUGGACAGCCCAGGGAUGAGGAGCUCAUACUGGUUUUAAUGGUAGUCGUACUUUAUAUCGAAUUGAUGACGUGCUGCCUCCAACGUGUGAACCGAAUAGAAUACGAUCUCACCUUCUCAGAUUUUGUGUUCUGAUCUGUGAGAGAAUUUAAUGUUUUUUUUGUUUUUCUUGUCUCGCUAUGGAUGAAGUGUUUCACAAAAGGGAGACCUGAGGAUUGCCGUUCCAUCCACAGAGAAGUAAAAGAUGUUGUCAGAGUGUAAAGGAUGAUGGUCGUGUGGGUAGAAGAUGAAGAGCAUGGCCGUAGAAGAUCGGCCAUGCUGAGUGCCUUUACUUCCAGCAGCAUGCCUCUGAUCAGACAGCAUGCUCUGCUCAUGAUAUUUUAACAAAGGCAAUGCUGUUUCUCCAGCUAAUAACUGCUUUAGUGGGAACAUGUAGAUGUCCGUGCAAACUGCCAAAACCUGUCAGUGAGAGGAGCCCGCCUCUUUUGAAUCUUGCAGUGUUAAUAUUUACUUAACAGUGGGUACUUUCUUAUAUAUUCACAGCACUGUAUUGACUGAGAGACUCAGAACAAGAUUGUAGUUAAAUACAAUUUACUUUUAAGUGCAUUUGAAAAUGUGACUUAUGUUUGUGUGUUUUAUUUAUUUGGUCAUUUAACAAUGAAAUGUAUUGUAGACAACUUUCAGAUGAACUCUGGUUCAUUGUAAACUCUGUGUCAUUACCCUGGGUGGUAGUGAACUCUGAAGCAUGGAAUGUUGUCUUUCUGUGUGUGUCCAUCUUCUUUCAAGUGGCACUUUUUGUGUAGUGUUCUUUAGUUACAUUUUUGUGGAUAAUUAUUUGCAACCUAAUAUAUUGAUAUUGACAACAACUUUAUAUGAGAGUAUUUAAUUUAAAGUUGAAUAAGAACAGACCAUCAUAAUAAACCAACAUGUUUUUA